CGCGCAGUCGACACUCGCGCGCCGAAUCUCGCAACAACCCCACGACCGAACGACCGACACACGCUCCCGGUGUCGUAUUACACUCUAAAUAUAUCUCGCGAGCGCGAACGCCUAUUAGGAAACGCGCCGUGUUUUGAACCAGUGAUUGACAGUGCCGAGUAAAGAAUUUGCUGAUCAAGGAAUCUGCCAAUAUGGCACAGUUAAUCACUGUGCGACUGAACAAGUCGGAACAACAACCACUCGGCUUCAGGCUGCAAGGCGGGAAGGACUUUGGCACACCGCUCGUUGUUCAGAAGGUGAAUGGUGGCAGCGCAGCUGAAAGGGCGGGUUUGCAAGCCGGUGACGCGCUAAUACGAGUGAAUAAUACUGAAGUGUAUACGUUGCGACACCAAGAGGCGCAAGAUACCAUCCGGGCAGCGGGGGCUGCUCUUGAACUAACCGUGCAGCGUGGCGGUGGAACCUGGAGGCCAUCAGUGACUCCCACAGGCAGUCUUCCAAGACCUGGCUCCAGGCCUCUUGGUACAUCUCCGGCUCCCGUCACCAACACUUCACUGAAGGCGACACCUCAAGCGUCACGGGCGUUUGGUUCUGGCCACAACAGUGUUGCUAAACCAUUUGGUUACAUGAACGGUACGGAUUCUAUGAAGGGUAUCGUGAACAAGCAGUACAAUACGCCUGUCAACAUGUACAGUGACAAGACCAUCGCUGAGACGCUCUCUGCGCAAACUGAAGUUCUUGCAGGCGGAGUCCUAGGAGUGAAUUUUAAGAAGAACGAAAAAACAUACGAUUCUGAGAAGAGCGCAGUUUUCAAAGUGUUACAAGAGGAGCAAAAUGAUCCGGAACCAGAGCCGCCACAUACUUUUUACUCGCGGGCAAGCGUGACGCGUGCCGCGGCACCGAGCGCUCGAUCACUUCAUUCGCAUUCGCGCACCCAAAGUGCGCCCCCACCCCAUCUACCAAAGCCUCAAAGUCGUCGGGUGCAAUCCUUGUCCCGCGAGGGACAGUCCUCCGACCGGCUCGUGCCGGAAGCGCCUCACCGGCCAAGCAUCCCGGUGGGCUGCCACCAAGUGUUACCGGACGGCCGGAUCGCUCUCGGAGUGCCGGCUCACCCUCAGCCGUCGAACCACUCGCCGGUCGUCAGCGACACGCCAUUUUGCUCCGACUGUGACAGCCACAUCGUUGGUGUAUUCGUGCGCAUAAAGGACAAGAACUUGCACGUCGAGUGUUUCAAAUGCUCGACAUGUGGAUCGUCGCUAAAGAACCAGGGUUAUUACAACCUGAAUGGCAAACUCUACUGCGACAUUCACGCCAAACUCGUGGCUCGCCAAAACCCACCAGCCCCGAACUUGGAGCCGGUUACCGUAGCACCUGGCGGACGCAUCCCAACAAACCCGUACACAACGCCAUUGCCUCCGCUCUCCACGGGCAACUACACCAAUGGGUCUUCAUCAUUAUUUAGCCCGUCAAGUAACCUGUCUGGUCCGAAGCCAUUCGGUUCAUCAAUCGGGUCGGCAUAUUCGCCAUCUCUUUCCCCCCGAUCGGCCCCGAUGUCUCCCGCGCGUCCCGUGGUUGCGCCCGCGCAUACGCCGGCGCCGGCCGCACCACUCUCUGCUCCCUUCGCACCGAAGGCACCUGUUUCAUUAUAUAAAGACAAAAACGUUAAAAGCAUUGUGUGGCCCCCACCGAACCCCCCAGAAGACGAUACACCUUUACAAACUUCUUCAGAAUAUGCUCCCAGUGAUCCUACUGGAGAUCCUGCUUCUUUUACAACAGGCACAUUGUUAAAGAAAGCUACUGAAUCUAAAGUAGAGAAAGAUCAAAUUGUAUCAGAUAAAAAUACCAUAAGAACAUCACCACCUCGAAGUCGACCUUCGACUCCAAGCCUUAUAAAUAAACCUGCACCAAUAAUACCUCGGUAUCAGAUGAACUUAGUUACUAUGGAACAUUUUGCACCAGAAAGUCAUACAUAUCAGCCGCCUGGAGGAGAAGGCAGUCGUACACCUACUCCUAAGCCAAGAUCGCGAACACCGGCUCAAGGGCCUUCUUCCAAAGCUCAAGCCCCUCGUAUUAAAGAUUAUUCUCAAACUAAUUUCAGCCAUAGUGAAACUUUCUCACACCAACUACCAUCUACUUUUCAAAGAGAUCUUUACCAAGUUCAGUCACAACCAAGGUUUUAUGAAAAUAAGCCUCCAUUGGUUCAGGAAGAAAAUCGAUCAACCUUUGAAAGACAGUCUGAAAAUUAUAACAAAGGAGACAUGUCCAUUAAGCAGGAUACUAUGAUGAAUCAAAAUUAUGGACAGAGACAGAUGGAGUCACAGAAUGUGGCAGAAUAUGGACAUACGACGGUGCAGACCACUAGAAAAACCUUUGAAGAAUACGAAAGCGCUCAAUCUGCUAAAAUGAUAGAAAUAAAAAAAGGUGGCUUCGCGUCUUCUGAUUCAUCUCAACCAAUAGAGGCUUUUGAUCGUCCAUCUGCUAUUAACUUUAAGCAAUCGUUACCUUCACCUGCCAUGAGUUUUUCGCCUUCUACACAAAAUUUCUCCUCUAAUAUUACUAAUGAAAAUGUGGAUACCACUAGACAAACUCAUACAAGUACGUUUGAAAUGAGUCCUUCAAUUUCUGGUGCUAACCGAGGUCCAGUGUGUGAUCCUACCCCAUCAACAGGUUCCAGUGUAGGGGCUGCCGCUCGUGGCAAAACUUUUGGCGUGUCAUCGGCUCCAAAAAGGGGGAGAGGAGUUUUGAACAAAGCUGUGCUACCAGGAUCUCGCGUUCCUCUUUGCGGUUCAUGCAACGGAAAUGUUAGGGGCCCAUUCAUAACGGCCUUGGGUCGCAUCUGGUGUCCCGAACACUUCAUCUGCGUGAACGCGACAUGUCGCCGUCCCUUGCAGGACAUUGGGUUUGUCGAAGAAAACGGUCAAUUAUACUGCGAGUUCUGUUUCGAACAAUAUAUAGCCCCGGCUUGCGACAAGUGCCACGCUAAGAUUAAGGAGGAUUGCCUCAAUGCUAUUGGAAAACAUUUCCAUCCCGAGUGCUUCAGCUGUGUGUACUGCGGGAAGCUUUUCGGGAACAAUCCAUUCUUCUUAGAAGACGGUUUACCUUACUGUGAGGCAGACUGGAAUGAGUUGUUCACGACGAAAUGUUUCGCGUGCGGUUUCCCAGUGGAGGCCGGCGACAGGUGGGUGGAGGCGCUCAACAAUAACUACCACAGUCAGUGCUUCAACUGCACGGUGUGCAAAAAGAAUCUCGAAGGACAGAGUUUCUUCGCCAGGGGAGGAAGACCUUUCUGCAGGGUUCACGCCCGCUAGAAGCCCACCAAAAAUUGUAUACAACUCCGACACUGUUUAUUCAACCGUCACUUUUCGCCCUGUCUCUGUGUCUCCAUCUGUUACUCCUUUCGGUCCACCACAACGCACCAGGAAAUUGGAAACGCCCCUCCACUUCGAUGGAGAGCUGUUUUCCGACAUAAGGAGUACUGAGGGGAAGUUACUCAGCAAAGUAACUAUAGACCACAUACAAAGCUCUACGAAACACGACGUUACAGAUUCACCUAAUGUGUCUGAAGGCUUUGGACUCAACGGUAAAGCGUUUGUCGACGAUAUUGUCAAAACAGAAACCAUAACCAAUGAAGACGUCAUCAAAGUUAAAUUCACACCGGUUCAGCCGGAAAUGGAUUCACUCACAACACAAUUUAUAAAAAGAUCGGUCACUCCUGUCAAUUAUCUGAAAAAUGAUUUUGACGACCUUACCAGUUAUAAAAUUGUAAAUUCAUUAUGUAAGGAACAGUUACUUCAACGGAACGGAGCGAUUGACAAACUCGAGGAUAUGAGAAUUGAGCGGGAACACAGUCCAUUAGCCAAUAACUUGAUUUCGGAGAAGCUAAUCAAAAUAGACAGUUACUUACAAGAAAGUUUGAAUAGAUGUUCCGAAGCUAAAGACACAGUCCCUCACGAGGCGACAACAGAGACAGAUGUGAUUAAAGAUGUAAUGGAGACACAAAAGGAUGACAUCUUAAUAGACAAUCAAGUUAAAUUCAGCGAGACUAAUCCUAAAUACGACGCCGAAGACUCAAGUAAAUCUCUCCAAACUCCUAAAGAAAAUAAAAA
This is a messenger RNA of Pieris brassicae (large cabbage white), 4103 nucleotides long. It is a transcript of the gene Zasp52, whose product is annotated as PDZ and LIM domain protein Zasp. The transcript has 17 exons. The record is from RefSeq and is a predicted model, not a curated record. Gene Ontology annotation, biological process: muscle structure development; heart development; actin cytoskeleton organization. The coding region runs from base 192 to 3305 and encodes 1037 amino acids. Gene Ontology annotation, cellular component: stress fiber; filamentous actin; Z disc. Lineage: Eukaryota; Metazoa; Arthropoda; Insecta; Lepidoptera; Pieridae. Gene Ontology annotation, molecular function: muscle alpha-actinin binding; actin binding.